This is a messenger RNA of Xiphias gladius (swordfish), 5980 nucleotides long. RefSeq names its product URB2 ribosome biogenesis homolog (gene urb2). NCBI's taxonomy places the organism in Eukaryota, Metazoa, Chordata, Actinopteri, Istiophoriformes, Xiphiidae. The record is from RefSeq and is a predicted model, not a curated record. Bases 161 to 5245 code for a protein of 1694 amino acids. Gene Ontology annotation, cellular component: nucleolus. Gene Ontology annotation, biological process: ribosome biogenesis. The transcript is spliced from 12 exons.
AGCGAAUAUCAGAGCCAACCCUUGGCCGAUAAUAUCGAUCGACUCUCGAUUGCUUCGGGCUGGCUGACAGGGUGAAAGUUGAAAGUUCGUCCAAAUCCGAAAACAGGAGACACGUGCAGGCUGAAGAGUUGCCUGUGCAUCUGUAGCACCAGCUGCAGCCAUGGCUGCCAUCUACUCAGGUAUCCAUCUGAAACUGAGGAGUCCUCAGACUCCGUGGGAGGACAAGCUGAAGCUGGCACGUUUUGCCUGGAUCUCCUCUCAGUGCCUGCUGACCAACAAGGAACAGGUGCUGUUGGACUGGUGCACCCACGCUCUGACAGGAUGGUACAAUCAGAAGGUGGAGUUUUCUCAGAAUGUAUUGGAAGGCCUGUGGUGUUACCUUGAUGACCUGCUCCGCAGCCGGAAGCUCCACUCACUUCUCAAGCAGGGCAAGAACAUCAGCCUGAGGCUCAGCAUGGCACAGCUGCUGCUUGACCGUCUCCAGGAGUGUGCGUGUGUUGGCUCCAAGUCCCUGGUGUGUGUGUCCACCAUAUUGAGUGUGUGUCAGGGCAUUCUCUCUUCUCCGGUGCUUUCAUCUGUCUUCACCACCAAGUAUGAACUCAUGGUUAAUCUGUUGGCCAAGCUCUGCUCUCUGGCCUGCUGUGAGCUACAGCAGCCAUUGCUCACAGAAACCCCAAUGACUGAGACUGCCACAUGUCAAGACGAGUUGAUGACUGAGUGUCUUCAAACUGAGCCUGAUACCAAUUUGAACACUUUGGACACUCCCCCAGAUCAUCUAGAGUUAGAUACAAAUAAAUCCCCUUCCAAGCCAAAUGCAAACCUGCAUUCAUCUAAUUUGUUUGAGGCGUUGCUUCAGGUGUUGACAUGUUAUUUAUCGGUUCAGCGACAACAAGCUAACCCUAACAGGGUCUUUACCAUGGUAACCAACCAGCUGAUCCAGCCGUUAGUACUACUCAGACACCUGCUGACUUCUCACACACAUCUGCGACUCCAUCAGCAGCUGUGCAGAGACAUUCGUGUCAAGAUAGACUCCAUCCUUCAGUUUGGACUUUUCCCCACUGAGCAUCUGACCUCCUACAAGGAGGAGCUUCUUCCAUCUAAAGAGGAUUCUGGGAGACAUGGUCCAGGAGGGGCAAAAGGCCACUUGAAGCCAGUCAGUGCCUUACUUUCUAAACUGAGUGCUCAGGGUUACUGUGAGCCACCCCUACAUUACUCAGUCAAGUCCAAUACAUUGUCUCUGUUGUUUAAAUUUUUUCUGGAAAGCUAUGGAAAAGGAAGAGGAGAAAGUGAGGAAGACCAGAGGAUGCUGUGUUUCUAUUUUCUCACCAGAUUGGUCCCAGCCUUGGAUCUAGGUCUCAGUGGACCCUCAGUCUCACUUGCAAAAGCAGACCAGCCAGUCUCUGUGUCCCCUGGGCAGAGGUCUCUGCCAUCCUCCCUCUGUUCCCCAGAGAACUGGAGCCUGGCCCUGUUGGCUGUGGAGUUCCUACUAAGCCAGGCUCUGUCAGCUGAUAUUUAUAAUAUAGCAGCGGACAGGAUACGACACAGAGAGGUGCAACUCAACUUUUACAGAGCCCUGGGACAAAUCCUCUUCAACCAGGCCCAGCCAAGCAUCCCAGCAUGGUACCGUUGUAUGAAGGUGUUGUUGAGUCUCAACCAUCUGAUUCUUGAACCAGACCUGGACCAGCUUUUAUCUUCAGCUUGGGUUAAUUCUGAAUGCAUGGAAGCACGAGUGCAACGGGCAAGACAGGUCAUGGUGUGCAGUCUCCUUCAGACCUACACUAAGCUCCGUCAGCUCCCUCGCCUCUUCUCUGAGCUCCUGUCUGUGAUCUGUCAGCCAGCUCUGGACGAACUCCGACCUCCUCUGCUGUCUGAGGGGGUCUCUGCCUCCCUCAGGACGUGUCUUCUGGACACCCCCCCAUCCCAGGGCCUAGAGAUCUGCUCAUUAGUGUUGGCAAGCAUAAGGAGAUAUAUAUUUCCUGCCCUGGUAAAGGAAGAAGGAGAGACAGAGAAGAUGGAAAUUGAUGGAGAAGGAGGCGAUAAAGGAGAGAGAAGAGAAAUUAAGGUGGACCAAGACAGACGAGAUGCUUCUCUGAAGCUUUUCUCCCUCAGCCAGCUCCUUCAUGCUGUUUUAUUUAGUCUGAAGACUUUAGACAAUGCAUCUCCUUUUCCCUUAGUCAGGCAGAGUCAAGCCCUGAUGGAGGAGAUGCAGCAGGUCGUAAAAGAGAUACAACAGCUGUUGUCAACAGAAAUGAAGACUGUAAAAACAAAUAUAAAUUCAGUUCAAAAGACGCCAAGGAAAGGCAAAAAGAAUUUGGACCACAAAAAAGCAGAGAAGUUCUCAGAGACUAAAAUGGGAGUGUUGUGGGAACAGAAGACUGAGGAGGCCACUCUUCUCCUCAGGUACACCUGGGUGGAAGUGGACACGCUUUUUGAUAUCCACUGUAGUAAAUAUGUAUCUCUUGAUUCAGCCCAGAUUGCAGCUGUAAGUGAGACUGAAGACCAAGCUCUUUCUAUUAAUCCAGUCCUAACCCAUAUUGAGAGUCUUGUAUCUGAUGAGAUUUUACCAGCAUAUCUCCAUCACUCCCCGUCCUGCAGUCCCAUGAGCUGUUUGCUGCUCAAACUCCUCACUUUACAACAAAUGAAGAAAGUUUUGUUAGAUGGCACCUCGCUCGCUGAAUCCAGCACUGUAGCACUGCUAAACAGGGCGGCCCAGUUUAUUUUAGCUAAAUCGCAGCUUGAGGUGAGUCUGGAUGGAGAGCAGGUGUGGGACGGGCAGAUAGGUAGUGUGAAUGCCAGCUCCUAUCUUGUAGCACACUGGCAUCUUGUCACAUCCAAUCUGCCUUUGAUCGCUCCCUACCUGAGCGGAGAAGACGUGGGCUGCAUAGCAAAUGUUCUUGUCACUUCACUCCUCAGCAGACAGACAGAUGGAGGGAAGGACCGGCUGUCCACCUGUCUGACGGUCUCCCUCAUAUCUUCACAGCUUCUCCAAAGCCCAAUUCUUGCUGAGUUGCCCUCCCUUUUUUCUGCCACAGUUUAUUCCCUCACACAAAGGAUUAAUGGUGCUCUCAUGGUGGCACAUGAACCCAAGGUUUGUGCCAUGCCCCUGAAGUUUCAGAAGGAAGGAACUAGUACCAGUCAGCCUCUGUCCAAACUGGUGAAAAGAGAGACCAUAGUUGAGGAUAUAUUGGUGUCCUCUAAGACUGGUGAGGUGUCUGUAUUGCUGACUGACACACAGACCAAGGAACUGGUGAACUUACUCCAAAUCUUAACAAACUUAAACCCAGAUGGGAUGAGCUCUGAGGAUCUCUCCUCUGUUUUCCUCCUGCUCUUCUUCAUGCUCACCUCCACCUCCAGUCAGUCAGACCGGGUGGUUGUGGAUCGUCCUGACUCUGGAGAUGAUACUGUAUUCCUGGUGAAGGUGCUCAGGAUCCUGACUUGUCUUGUGGAGAGUAGAAACUUCCAAAGUGUUUUGAAGCUCAUUCAUGGAGGAACUCUGCUGCAGGCCGCCGUAUCUUCUUUCCUCUGGCAUAGCAACAGUGGAAGAUUUCGAGCAACAUGCAGCACUGAUAGGAUGAAUUUAAUCAAAGCAUUACAGGACUUCAUCAGGUCCUUGGUCCACUUAAUUAUAAUCAGAAACUGCAGCGUUCGUCUAAACCUGGACGAGUUUGUCUCCUUUCUUACCAGUGAGGAAACAGCAAGCAGGAGUAAUGUUGCAACCAGUUCAACAACUGUUUUGGGUAAACCAGAUCCAGGAGCAUGCAUUUCAUCUGUUCAUCUUGUACUGGCAUCACUGACUUCUCUCGCCCAGGCGAUGACCUCUAACCUUGGAAGGAGUAAACCAAUGGAUCAAACCUUGACCCAAAUGCUCACAAGAGCUACUGCUUCACUGGGACCAGCUGUUGAGUCCAUCCUAAGGCCCCAGACUGUCAGCGAAGUAGUCAUCCAACCAGCCAGCAUCCUCAGUCAAGCCUUUGUGGUAGACGUCGUUACUGUCAUGCUGCACUGUGAACUCUCCUCACUGUCAGUGGUAGACCAGAACAAACAUGAUGGCACCAAGCUCACCUUGAGGCACAUGACCCUCUAUCACAGCUUCUGCCAGCAGAUCCUCAGAGAAAUAAGCUCUGCCCUCAGGCCCAUGGACUUCCUGGUUUCAUCUCUCCAUUUCCUGUCCACUUUCUACAAAGCAGUGGAGAGAACAAGAGGAGAGAGGGAGAAGGAGCAAGGAGAAGAGGAGAAGGGAGGAAAGGAGUUGGAUGCGCUGUACAUUGAGAUACUGCAGAAUGUGCACAGACUGCUGACAGCUCCUUGGCUCUCUUCAAAUGAUGUUAGUGAGCUGGAGCCAGCUGUGCAGGAGCUGCUGUGCCACCUAGUGGAGCAAAGUAGUACAGGCCAGUUCAAUCUGCUGCUCCUGAUAAUCAGAGAAGGACUGGACGCUGGCAAGCUGAGGGCUGGAAACUACAGGGAGGUGCUAUCUGCAGUAACCAUCGUUAAACUGCUGUCCUGUUGUCAGUUUCCUGAGCCCUGCUCUAAAGCUCUGUGGCUCAUUGCACCGCAGAUUAUAUCUGCUAUCGUGUUCUUGGUGAGAUCGUCCGCACAGGACGUCUCUCUGACACUUCCCUUUACCGUUCCUACCGUGAUGUCAAUGGGGUCCCUGCUGCGCCAGGGGGAGGGGCUCAUCACCAACCCUCAUCACGUGAUCUUGGUGCUUGGAGCGCUGCAGUCGGUGCCCCUCGACCACUUGACCCCACACGUCUACCGGUCAGCGUUCCUGGCUGUUCAUGAGGUGCUGUUUGCCAUCAUCCAGUGUCAUCCUCAGGUACUGUUGAAUGCAGCUCCAUCCUUCCUAAAUGUCUUCUACCGCCUGGUGGCAUCCAUCAUGCAGGAGGGCCGACAGAGAGGAGACAGUGACACAGGUUCAGAUACUGACGUUUAUCUCCAGUGCUCCAGAUUGAUAGAGAGGAUGUAUUCUCACAUUGCUGCUACAGCUGAGAGCUUCACCGCGCUGUCAGCCUUCAUGGUGGCUCAGUACGUCACAGAGCUACAGAAGGUUACUCUGCGACCAGACAUUAAGCGGCAUCUAACUGAGGGGAUCUAUCAGAUUCUUGACCUGUGUAUGGAGCAGGAUAUCAAGUUUCUGACGGCCGGACUGCAGAUGGGAGUCAGAGAGGUGUUCAACGAGCUGUACAGCAGCUACACCCACUACCACAAAGCACAGAGGCAAGGAGAGGACAAGUACACAGUUUGAACUGUCACGGUGACCCUCAGUUUAGGUUCCAAUUUAAUUGAAUUAGAAUACAUUUUCUUGCGAUGGAAAUACUAUGGUUAUGUGAAAUUUCUGCUUUUGAACGAGAAACACCAGCUUGUGGAUAUCCAAGGAGAUAAACAGUGAAAACAGCUCACAGUAGAUUUCUAGAGGAUUGAACGCAGACCCACAGGCAAUAAGAACCAAAUUGUAAUGCCUUAUAUAACUGGUUAAUAUUGGUUGUCUGCUAAAGGGUAGAGAAACACAAAGCUUUCUGUAACUGUGGUUACACCCUUUACCAUAAACGUGCAGCACAUGACUGACUGGAGCAACAGUGACUGUUAACCAUUCACACAGUGUUGGAAUUAAUACGGGAGCUGGUCACUGAAGUUGCAGUGUAUCCUCUUGCCGCAACCAUGACAAAUGACGUGUAAAGUGUUGUGUUUAUAUUAUAAUUUAAAGAAACUGGUUUCAAUGAGAUAUGAUUAGCAUUUUACUGAAUUGCUAAAGGAAAUAUGGAUAUAUGUGUGAAUUGUACUUUCUUUUUCUAUAUUAUUUUGUUUUUUUAUCAAAACUUAAUCAUUUAACAUAGAUAAAUUUAAAUACAAUGCAGUCUCAAGCCUGUUUAAUUGUGUCAUUUUUACGCACAGUGUUGUUCUCAUAUGUAAUGUAUGUAUAUAAUUUUUUUUGUUGCUUUUUUUUGCCUUUAUUUGGUUGAGUACAGUGGAGGAUCAGACA